Messenger RNA from Euleptes europaea (tarantolino), 885 nucleotides. RefSeq names its product lactamase beta 2 (gene LACTB2). Bases 11 to 841 code for a protein of 276 amino acids. The record is from RefSeq and is a predicted model, not a curated record. NCBI's taxonomy places the organism in Eukaryota, Metazoa, Chordata, Lepidosauria, Squamata, Sphaerodactylidae. Gene Ontology annotation, molecular function: single-stranded RNA binding; RNA endonuclease activity. Gene Ontology annotation, cellular component: mitochondrial matrix. The transcript is spliced from 6 exons.
CCGCGGGAAGAUGGUGUCUGUGCUGCCGCGAGUGGAGAGGCUGUCGUCUCGGGUGGUGCGCGUGCUGGGCUGCAACCCGGGGCCCAUGACCCUGCAGGGCACCAACACCUAUUUGGUGGGCACCGGGCCCAGAAGGAUCCUUAUUGAUACAGGGGAGCCGAAUGUUCCUGAAUAUAUUGGCUGUUUGAAACAAGCACUCACAGACUUCAGCAUCUCAAUCCAGGAAAUUUUGGUGACACACUGGCAUCAUGACCACACUGGAGGCAUACCUGAUAUCUGUAAAAACAUUCCCAGUGCUUCUGAAUAUUGCAUAAGUAAACUUCCUCGUAACCCACAUUGUGAAGAAGUAAUAGGAGAAAGAAAGCAAAAGUAUUCUUACCUGAAAGAUGGAGAUGUUGUCAAGACAGAGGGAGCAACUCUCAGAGUAUUAUAUACACCCGGACAUACAGAUGAUCACAUGGCUUUACAUCUCAUAGAAGAAAAUGCUAUCUUUUCUGGUGACUGUAUUUUGGGAGAAGGGACAGCAGUGUUUGAAGACCUGUAUGAUUAUAUGAAAUCUUUGGGGAAACUUCUGGCAGUGAAAACUGAUUUAAUAUACCCUGGACAUGGUCCAGUAGUAAAUGAGGCACAAGCUAAAAUCCAAGAAUACAUUUCUCACAGAAAUGCACGUGAAAUGCAAAUCUUCAAUACCCUGCAAGAGAAUACCGGGAAAUCUCUCACAGCCGAAGAACUUGUGAAAAUUGUAUACAAGGACACACCUGAACACUUGCAUAAAGCAGCAGAAAUUAAUCUCACACAUCACUUGAAAAAACUAGAAAAAGAAGGGAAAGUGUGUAAGUAGUUUUAUUCUUAACAUGCAUCUGUUGCAUUCAAAAAGCAUAUUUA